AUCCUUCUCAAAGGAUUCAUCGAUCGACGUUCUGGCGGUUAGACCGCUAUUUUGGAAAUGCAUAUUUUACAUGUCUGCCAAUUAUUAUUAUUAUUAUUAAUAACAAUACUGGUUAAUCAAUCAAAAAGGGUAAUAGCCCACGGAGAAUUAGUACACUUGACCAAUAUACGUAAUGAAAAGUUGGAUGUUGGUGAAGACACGAACCCAAACCCGGCCGAAGUAUUGGCUCUUGCUUCACGAGCUAAUAGGAAUACAAAUAUAAGCACACCAGACUUGGUUUUAAGUGAUGGCGAAAGUAACAGUGGAAGCAGCAGCAUUAUAACAAAUAUUGCCAAAUUCGAUACGAAGCUCAAUCAUUUGCUCGUGGAUACAAUUACGGGUCGAGUGUUUGUUGGUGGUGUGAAUCGCUUGUACCAAUUGUCGCCAGAUCUAGAAUUACACGAAACAGUGAAAACAGGACCACAGAAUGAUUCGGUCGAGUGUACUAUAUUAGAUUGUCCGAUAAAUGCAAUUCGAAAGCCAACAGAUAAUUACAACAAAGUGCUGCUGAUUGAUCGGGCCACUUCGCGUCUGAUUGCAUGCGGCUCCCUGUUUCAGGGAACAUGUACAGUGCGCAAUUUGCAAAAUGUCAGCAUUGUUGAGCACGAGGUACCGGAUGCAGUGGUGGCCAAUGAUGCAAACUCCUCUACAGUAGCAUUUAUAGCGCCGGGACCUCCUCAACAUCCAGUCACAAACGUUAUGUAUGUGGGCGUUACAUAUACAAAUAACUCACCCUAUCGCAGUGAAAUUCCUGCGGUGGCAUCCCGUUCAUUAGAAAAUAGCAAAAUGUUCCAGAUUGCCUCGUCUGCUGUCACGACGGGGACUCGCACUUUUAUAAAUUCAUAUGCUCGAGAGUCGUAUUUGGUCAGCUAUGUGUAUGGGUUUAGUUCCGAACGUUUUUCGUAUUUCCUUACUACACAGCUUAAGCACAGUCAUCACUCAUCGCCCAAGGAAUACAUCACCAAAUUGGUGCGAAUAUGUCAAGAGGACUCCAAUUAUUAUUCCUACACUGAGAUUCCUGUGGAGUGCAUCAGUGAUGCUCAGGGUGGCACCAAGUUUAAUUUGGUUCAGGCUGGAUUUUUAGGCAAACCAAGCUCUGAUCUGGCUCAAAGUCUAGGUAUCUCGAUUCAGGAUGAUGUUCUCUUUGCUGCAUUCUCAAAAGGCGACAGCAAUGUGCCAACAAAUAAUUCAGCACUCUGUAUAUACUCGCUCAAGGCCGUUCGCCGUAAAUUUAUGCAAAACAUAAAAUUCUGUUUUAAUGGCAACGGAAUGCGAGGACUGGACUUCAUAUCGCCCAGUAUGCCCUGUGUUUUAACAAAACUGCAAACGAUCGGUGAAGAUUUCUGUGGUCUAGAUGUAAAUUCACCGCUAGGAGGAGAACAGCCAAUAACAUCAGUACCAGUAGCAAUGUUUAGCACAAGAAUCACCUCAGUAGCGGCAACAAGUACUAGCGGCUAUACUGUUGUUUUUCUUGGCACUGAGCAGGGAUACAUUAAGAAAGUUGUUGUGGAGUCUUCAAACGUGGCCAACGAAUACGCAAGCUUAGCUGUAGAUGUGGGAUCUGUAAUCAACCAGGAUAUGCAGUUCGACAAUCAGAAUCUAUAUAUUUACGCUAUGUCUGAACGCAAAGUGUCCAAAGUGAAAGUGUUCGAUUGUGGCGACUAUAAGACAUGCGGCGAAUGUCUGGGAGCCAGAGAUCCUUACUGUGGCUGGUGCUCCCUGGAGAAUAAAUGUAGUCCUCGCUCCAACUGCCAGGAUGAUGCUAACGACCCUCUCUACUGGGUCAGCUACAAGACUGGCAAGUGCACAACCAUAACAAGUGUGGUGCCACACCAACUGCAGCGCACCACUGCUCGCACCCUAGAGCUGAUUAUUGAUCACUUGCCUCAGCUAAAGGAGAACUUGAUCUGCGCUUUCACCACUGAAGAUAAGGCACUCUUCACAAAUGCGACUAAGAAGCGCAAUGGUGUAAACUGCACCACACCACGCACUGACAUGUUGCCUCAAAUUGAGCAGGGAAAGCAUCAUUUUACCGCCAAACUGUCAGUACGCACAAGAAAUGGUCCUGAUCUCGUCUCCACAGAUUUCACAUUUUUUGACUGCAGCACGCACUCGUCUUGCACGCGGUGUGUCUCGUCCGAGUUUCCGUGUGACUGGUGCGUGGAAGCGCAUCGCUGUACACAUGACACCGCUGAGAACUGUCGAAACGACAUAUUGGUCACUGGCAUCAGUCGCAUUGGACCCAGCUAUCGAUCUGGCCCUGGCUUUUGCCCCACUAUUAAUGCUACUGGCGAUGGUAGUGAGGUGCUCGUCGCUGCCGGCACAAGCAAGUCGAUCAAGGUUAAGGUCCACAUCAUUGGACAGUUUAUUGUCCAGACACGCUUUGUUUGUCAAUUUAAUAUUGAGGGACGUGUGACCAGCUUAAAUGCUCAGCUGCUUGGCGAUACUAUCUAUUGUGACAGCAUGGAGUUUCAAUACACAUCGCGAUCACCAAACUUGACAGCUACAUUUGCUGUCAUCUGGGGCGGAUCGAAACCCCUUGACAACCCUCAUAAUAUCCACGUCGUAAUUUACCGUUGCCGUGAUAUGGCCGACAGUUGCGGCAUUUGCUUGGCAUUGGCCGAAAAGUACAAUUGCGGCUGGUGUUCGUCAACAAAUACGUGCGAGGUUGUGGAACAAUGUAAUAAGAAUAAUGAGGGUAAAACGGAUUGGUUGAACCGAAGCGAAAUUUGCCCGAAUCCGGAGAUUCAUUCGUUUGAGCCAAAAACUGGCCCCUGGGAGGGUGGUACCAAUAUAACUAUACGGGGAAUUAACCUUGGCAAGAACUAUAAUGAUAUAUACUCAGGCGUGCGUAUAGCUGGUAUCAAUUGCAUGCCAUUUCCUCAGUUUUACAUUGAUACAAAGCAGAUUGUAUGUACAGUAGACAGUCCAGGCGAGCAGAUGUAUAGGAACGGGCGCAUAGUUGUCCAAAUCGGCGACUACCGAGGCGAGUCCAAAGAGGAUUAUGAAUUUGUAGAUCCGAAAAUAUCCAACUUCUACCCGCGUUUCGGUCCAACCUCCGGUGGUACACAAAUCCGAAUAAUUGGCAAACACUUGAAUGCUGGCUCACGCAUCCAAGCAUUCAUUAAUGAUCACUUGCCGUGUAAGAUCCUCAGCGCGGACGCAUCACAAGCUGUUUGUCUCACCUCGCCAUCGCCGGGCAUUAUCGAGGGUCGCAUGAAAAUGUCUUUCGACAAUGGGCCGAGGGAGUUUAACGACUACAAUUUUAAAUACGUGCUUGACCCAACAGUGCAGCAAGUCAGCUCAGGCCCCAGUGCUCAGAUAAAAGUACCCAAAGGUAUUCCUGCUGGUGGCAUUCGGAUCUCUGCCAUGGGUACGCAGUUCUCCAGUAUUCAAGCGCCGAGCAUUUAUGUAUUUUACAAAAGCCAAAUGUAUGUGAGCCAGUGUCACGUUAACUCGGAUACUGAGAUGGAAUGCCCAUCACCGAUAGUUGAGGCAGAGAGCAACACUCUAGACCCCGAUAAUCCAUUGUUGCUUGAGUACGGUUUCCUAAUGGAUAAUGUACUGCGUGUACAAAACCUUUCGCGCUCGCACAAUAAUCACUUUGAGCUCUAUCCGAAUCCCGAGUACUUUGCAUUCGAGGAACGCGUCAAGUACUUUAAGAGCGAGUAUUUGACUAUUAACGGCCGUAAUCUGGAUCGCGCCUGCAAAGAGAGCGAUGUUCAAGUAAAAAUCGGAAAUGGUUACUGCAAUAUUACGUCGCUUUCUCGGCAGCAGCUCACGUGCCGACCCCCAAGUGAGAGCGCAGCGACCAGCAGCAAUAGUAAUAGUGGACCUGAGGUGGUUGUGCGCAUCGGUACUUCUUUAGAGUACCGCAUUGGCAUACUUAGCUACGAGUCGUCGAACCUUAUUACGGACUGGGGAGACAAUGUGGUCUUCGUAGUAUUUGCCGGUAUUUGCGUAUUCGUGUUCAUCUUUGUCGCUCUUCUGGUGGCGUAUAGAAAGAAGACGUCCGAAUCGAAUCGAGUGCUUCGAAACAUGCAGGAGCAGAUGGAUAUUCUAGAGCUGCGCGUGGCUGCUGAGUGCAAAGAAGCCUUUGCAGAGCUGCAGACAGAAAUGACAGAUCUAACUGGCGACCUCACCUCUGGCGGCAUUCCCUUUUUGGACUAUCGGUCGUAUGCUAUGAAGAUUCUCUUCCCCAAUCACGAGGAUCACAUUGUGCUGCAGUGGGAGAGGCCCGAGCUGCUGCGCAAAGAGAAGGGUUUGCGUCUCUUCGCCCAGUUAAUAAUGAAUAAGACAUUCCUAUUGCUAUUUAUACGAACGCUUGAAUCGAAUCGUUACUUUUCUAUGCGCGAACGUGUCAAUGUCGCUUCGCUUAUAAUGGUCACGUUGCAGUCAAAGCUUGAGUACUGCACAGAUAUAUUAAAGACCUUGCUUGGCGACUUGAUUGAAAAAUGUAUUGAGGGCAAGAGCCAUCCUAAGUUACUAUUGCGUCGUACUGAAAGUGUAGCUGAGAAGAUGCUAAGCGCUUGGUUCACCUUCCUUCUUUACAAAUUCCUCAAAGAGUGCGCUGGUGAGCCGCUCUAUAUGCUGUUUCGUGCCGUCAAGGGACAAGUGGAUAAAGGCCCAGUUGACGCAUGCACUCACGAGGCACGCUAUUCAUUAAGCGAAGAGAAACUUAUUCGACAGUCCAUUGACUUUCGCCCCAUGACUGUUAAUGCCAGCAUUAUACAACAGCCUAUAUUUUGCAAUAACUUGGAUAUGUUACCCUCGCACACCGAAAACGUGUCGGUUAAAGUACUCGAUUGUGAUACUAUCGGCCAAGUGAAGGAGAAAUGUUUGGAGACGAUUUACAGGAACAUACCUUCUAGCCAAAGGCCACGCAAAGAUGAAUUAGAUUUGGAGUGGCGAACUGGAGCAACUGGGCGUGUUAUUCUGUACGAUGAAGACGCUACUUCUAAGACGGAAAGUGAAUGGAAGAAACUUAACACACUGCAGCAUUAUAAUGUCCCCGACGGAGCAAGCUUAAGUUUGGUACCAAAGCAAAGCUCUAUUUAUAAUUUUAGUAUUUUAUCAGAUAAAAACGAAAAAUCUCAUAAAUACGAAACUCUCAAUAUAUCAAAAUAUCCAUCUUCAUCGCCGACGUUCAGCCGCGCCGGGAGUCCAUUGAAUAAUGAUAUGCACGAUAAUGGGUUGAAGUACUGGCAUUUAGUUAAACAUCAUGACAGUGAUAUACAAAAGGAAGGCGAGCGUGUCAACAAACUGGUCUCUGAAAUUUAUCUGACACGCCUGCUUGCAACUAAGGGCACCUUGCAAAAAUUUGUUGAUGAUCUUUUUGAGACAAUAUUCAGUACCGCUCAUAGGGGGUCUGCAUUACCAUUAGCAAUCAAAUAUAUGUUUGAUUUCUUGGAUGAUCAAGCUCUCUUACAUGGCAUUACAGAUCCUGAAGUUGUGCACACUUGGAAAAGCAAUAGCUUACCCCUUCGAUUUUGGGUAAAUUUAAUAAAGAAUCCAAACUUCGUGUUUGACAUACAUAAGUCAAAUAUUGUGGACUCUUGCUUGUCUGUCGUAGCUCAAACCUUUAUGGAUUCCUGCUCGACGUCGGACCAUCGAUUGGGUAAAGAUUCGCCAAGCUCAAAGCUACUAUAUGCUAAAGAUAUUCCAGAGUAUCGCAAAUGGGUAGAUCGUUAUUACAGGGAUAUACGGGAUAUGUCCUCAAUAUCUGAUCAGGAUAUGAAUGCGAUGCUAGCCGAAGAAUCUAGGCUACACACAACGGAAUUUAAUACAAAUUGUGCAUUGCAUGAGCUCUAUACCUAUGCAGUAAAGUAUAACGAACAACUAAUGGUCACUCUGGAGGAGGAUGAGUUUUCACAAAAACAAAGACUUGCAUACAAAUUAGAACAAGUCCAUAAUAUUAUGUCGGCUGAAUAAACAUAAAGUUUUUUCUCCAUAAAAUGAAAACUGAGAUUUUUAAAACGGACACAUGGAAAGCUUUUUGUUAAAUUUCAAUGAAACACAAAGCAGAAAAAUAAUAUGAUCAGAAAAAAUGCCCUUUCAUAAUUUAUACAUACCUAUAUAUAACAUACUAAAUAAGCAGAAAUGUGCGAAGAGGACUCAGAUUGAUUAAUUUAUCCUUAAAAGUAAAAA
Messenger RNA from Drosophila busckii, 6186 nucleotides. It is a transcript of the gene PlexA, whose product is annotated as plexin-A2. The transcript is spliced from 8 exons. Gene Ontology annotation, biological process: semaphorin-plexin signaling pathway involved in axon guidance; regulation of cell shape; regulation of GTPase activity. Gene Ontology annotation, molecular function: semaphorin receptor activity; protein binding. NCBI's taxonomy places the organism in Eukaryota, Metazoa, Arthropoda, Insecta, Diptera, Drosophilidae. Gene Ontology annotation, cellular component: semaphorin receptor complex. Bases 58 to 5970 code for a protein of 1970 amino acids. The record is from RefSeq and is a predicted model, not a curated record.